AUGCUACUUAGGGGUUUAAGUAGACAUUUCAUAAACCAAACUUUCCCCUCUACUGAAUGUGAUUUUAACAAAUUCGCUGUUAUGCACUAUCAUGGAAAGGAGGAAUACACCCUGGAGAGCGUUCUUCCAAGACUGAACCCGUGCCAGGAUAAGAAAGUGAACAAGUUGCUUAAAAGCUCAAAUAUUGCAUUUUUACGAGAUUACAACUUUAUGCAAAACUCUAAUACAACUGAAAACUUCGAUGAAAUUAUUCCCCACAUCGUCAAUGCAAACGCCACUUUUAACCUUAUAAGGCAAGUUAUUUGCUAUGUCUUUGACGAUGGCAGGUCUAGUUCACCUGAUAAUCACCCUCAAAGUACAUGCCUUCCAUUCUUACUUCCACCUCUAUCUGGCAAUCUCACCUCUCAACGCCAUUUGAGAGUUUUCCAGGAAUCAGGCCUCCUCAAUUUCGCCGUAAACAAUAAUGCGGCUUCUGGCUUAACGGUAAUGAAGUCGAAUGAAUUUCUUCGACAAUUCUCGGUUCUCAAUCAUCUGCAAACCGAUGACACCAAGGACUUGAAGGCUUUAGCAAGGAAACUGAGAAUGGGGGGAAAGUUGCCAUAUACCACUAACACAUGGAAGGGGUUGAAAGCGUUGCCUCUCAGUCGGAAUUAUUUCAAUGAUUGCAUAGUGAAAAUAAUGGAAAAGUGCAGACUGUCGACUGACCUCUACUUUGUGUCUUCUGAUUGGGUAUUGCUCACACUAUCUGCAGUGAAUCAUCUCAAACUGGAACUCAUGAAGCGCACCAUGUACUCUCGUCGCAUUCAACGCUGGUGGCGACAACGUCGUCAGCAGCGACAAAUGCUUCAAGAUAUCUCCAAUUUCCUCAUCACUACCUCUAUGACAUCCACAAACGCCAAUUCCAACGACUAUGGUGUUACGACCACACUUUCAGAUUCUAUCAAAAAUGUUAUUUUUCCUGCUGUAAAUGAUACAAGAUCAACUAAUGCAGCUGAUUGUGACGCUGUACACGGACCAGUCUACGUAGUUGCAAAUACCGUUUUGUCGAAUGUCCCAGUACCUCAGAGUUAUAGUCUUCCACCACAGCAGAUUUCACCUCAGCGCGUAUCACCCACUUCUCAGAAGUUCAACAGCAAAAUAAAACGACCUCCACCAUCUUCAGGCAUAGCGUGGUAUGAACCAAGAUACCAGAGGCCUCCUGCUUUUCCCCCCGUUGCGCCCAAACCCGAGAGGGUGGUUUCUUUCGUUGAAAAUAGUGCACCCCGCUAUCUGAGUCGAAAUCCGUCGACAUCUGCUCCAUAUAACAAUGAACCCCAGGAAACUAACCUCAGACGUAGUAGUAGCGCUCGAGCGUUCGAUAUUCAGCAACAAACUACCUACAUUCCUGAUUCAUCAUCAACCGUGUUAACCGCAUCUAAAGAUAUUCGACCGCUGGCGCGUUCUAACAGCUCAAACGGGGGUUCAAAUUUUAAUCGGGAGAAUCUGGGUGGAGUUCAGAGAAGAAUUCGAAGAAGAGUGACAGAAAUACCGGCAGAUUUGGGUGCAAGGAGACCGGUCUCUUGGCAUGUUGGCCAAAUGGAAGCUCAGGUAAUCGCUCACAUGGAAAAACAGAAACUGCUGAACGGAGAGGUUUCACCUGUUCUUUUGAGGCGCAGGAAUUCACCUGCCAAAGUAUCAGCUGAUGACCAGAGACGGAGAUCCACUGCUUCCGUUUUUGGGAAAUAUCAAUUCGCUGAUGUUAAGGCCGAUGCAACUCCACAGCAGUCACUGUCUUCGACUUGCAGAAAUGGAGAGGAAGACGGUCGUGAGAAGCAAGGCACCCGCGAAAGCAGGUGUCGAGACACUCGUCGGGUGACAUCGGAGUUCCCCCAGUCUCGUUCUCCUUACCGGAUGAGAAGCAGCAAUGGCAUAGCAGCUGGCCUUGCAGCCUCACGUUCUCCACCCCGAUCGACCAAGUCUCCUGAAGCUCAACGCGAAGAAUUUCUCAGAGUUCAAUCGGAAAUCAAGAGGGGAGAGUAUAGACGAUCUCGCGAACUCACCACCUCUCCACCUAGGCAAAAUAGUCAUUUAAUUCGUCGAGAAAUGACACCUGAUAUUCAACAACCUAGCCAUUCUCUAUCUUCGCACUCAACGAAAACUUGUUACAACUCCUCUUUGUAUGGAUCCAUCCCCGAUUUUCGACUGUUCUCUUCCGAUGAACCAAAUUACCCCCAAACCCAACCCUACUUUACCAGACUGGAACACGCUGAAAGGAUGAAUGGUGCAGUCUCAAAGCAGUCUCAUGGAGCUCCUCCCAACAAAAUUCUCAAACCACCUCAUAACCCCCCUCGUAGACGACCUGUCAGCACAGUUUUCGACGGUCCUUUGACCCCAAAUAUCUUCCCAUUUAACCUCCCGUCCAGAAAUCAUUCACCUCCUCGUGAACCCAUAAGACCACCUCGUAUGACCUUCUCGAGCUCUCCUAUGGAUGGGAAAGUGAUUAUACCCGUGUCUGGAAGAAAGUCGUCCUUACCUGCGAUGCCGAUUUCUGCAAGACUUCCUGUGAACGCCUAUGACAUGGAUACUCACGGUUUGAAAUCAAUUGGAGGCGGAUGUAUUAGAAAUUUCUGCUACGACUGA
Rodentolepis nana is the source of this 2619-nucleotide messenger RNA. Lineage: Eukaryota; Metazoa; Platyhelminthes; Cestoda; Cyclophyllidea; Hymenolepididae. The record is from the annotation of a GenBank genome assembly.